This is a messenger RNA of Vicia faba (fava bean), 1941 nucleotides long. The record is from the annotation of a GenBank genome assembly. NCBI's taxonomy places the organism in Eukaryota, Viridiplantae, Streptophyta, Magnoliopsida, Fabales, Fabaceae.
AUGGAUACGUAUUUACAUACUCGAAUUUCUGGGAUAGUUCCUUCUGUCACUGCUUUUACUGCAACUACUACUUCACGUGGCAACAACCACCUGCUUUCGAGAUUCUCCUUUCCAUUUCGAAAAUCUCUGAACUCCCGACUCAUCGAGAAUUCCGGCGGAAACAACGGCCUCGGCAUCGUCGACGAUUCUGUUAUGGCAGAGAAUGUGGUUGUUGCGGAGACGGAAGGAGAGGGGAAGAAUGCCAACUGGAUUUUCAAGGUUUUUGAACUGAAUUCUGUUUGGAGAGGAGAACAAGAGAGUGACGAUGAUGACGAUGAAGACUGUGGUGUUUGUAGUGUUGAUGAAGAUCAAGACGAAGUUUCGUUUGAUAGAGAGUCUUUUUCGAGAAUGCUUCGAAGGGUAACCCUAGUUGAAGCAAGAAUGUAUGCGCACCUGUGUCACUUGGGGAAUUUGGCAUACUCUAUUCCUAAUAUCAAGUCAGGAAACCUCUUGAAAAGACGUGGUCUUCGAUUUGUAACUUCAUCAAUAGAGAAAAGGGAACUGGCUGCAACAGCUGAUAAAAAUCUGGCAUCUGAAGCAAUUCAGAAAGAAGAGACCAGUGAAAAAGAAGCCGGAGAAAAAAAUGAUGAGUCGAUGAUAAAUGCAUCUUCUGCUUGUCAGAUUUCGCUGGUUGAAGGGUCACUUGAAGCAAGAAGAAGGAGCGUUGAUACUGUGAACGUGAUAAACACAAAUGCUGGUUCUUUGAUGGCAACAACUGAUUCAAUGUCAGCAGUAAUUGUUGCAGAUGAGGAAGUAAAACAAGCUUUUGCCGGUGAUUUGAAUUCAACAAGUUCUACACCAUGUGAAUGGUACAUAUGUGACGAUGACCAGAGUUCUACAAGAUAUUUUGUUAUUCAGGGUUCAGAAUCAUUUGAGUCCUGGCAGGCAAACCUACUUUUUGAGCCAGUUCAAUUUGAGGAGCUUGAUGUCCUUGUCCAUAGGGGCAUAUAUGAGGCUGCAAAAAUGACAUAUCAGCAGAUGUUACCUGAGGUUCAUGUUCACCUAAAAUCUCAAGGCUCUCGAGCAACUUUCCGUUUCACUGGCCAUUCUCUGGGAGGAAGCUUGGCAUUACUUGUAAAUCUUAUGCUGUUGAUAAGGAAGGAAGUGCCAGUUUCUUCUUUGCUUCCUGUGGUAACUUUUGGUUCCCCAUCAAUCAUGUGUGGAGGCAACCGUCUGCUCGAAAAGCUAGGAUUAUCUCGGAGUCAUGUUCAAGCAAUUGCAAUGCACAGAGACAUAGUACCACGAGCGUUUUCUUGCAAGUACCCUAAUCAUGUCACAGAACUAUUAAAGGCCGUUAAUGCAAGCUUUCGCUGUCAUCCUUGCCUUAAUAACAAAAAGCUACUAUAUGCACCGAUGGGUGAGUUAUUGAUUCUACAGCCAGACGGGAAAUUUUCACCUAGCCAUGAUCUCCUGCCACCAGGCAGUGGUCUAUACCUUUUGACAGGCCCUCUUUCAGAAUCCAGUGACACGGAACACCAUAUCCAAGCAGCUCAACUAUUCUUCUUGAACUCCCCGCAUCCACUCGAGAUAUUAGCUGACCGAUCCGCCUACGGUUUUGGAGGAACCAUACAGAGGGAUCAUGACAUGAAUUCAUACUUGAAAUCCAUUAGAACCGUGAUUCGUCAAGAACUUAGCCAAAUCCGCACGGCGGCAAGGAGAGAGCUGAGACGAAAGGUACGGUCUCCUUUCGUGGCGCGACGUGUAAGCGAUGCAGACAUUGUUGAUGGGAGGUCUAUGGUAAGGGUCCGUAUAAUUCACGACCAGCCUCCCUUUUCAGGUAUUAUACAGAAACGUAGAAAGUCCUUGAAAAGGUUCAGUAGGCUUGUUGCAUCUCAACAUAUGCAACUAUUUGUAAUGUUCUUGUUUGUUUCCGGCACGGUUGUUACUCUUGGAAACAUGUAA